Messenger RNA from Theobroma umbraticum, 2223 nucleotides. RefSeq names its product ethylene-responsive transcription factor RAP2-7. Gene Ontology annotation, molecular function: DNA binding; DNA-binding transcription factor activity. Gene Ontology annotation, biological process: regulation of DNA-templated transcription. The record is from RefSeq and is a predicted model, not a curated record. NCBI's taxonomy places the organism in Eukaryota, Viridiplantae, Streptophyta, Magnoliopsida, Malvales, Malvaceae.
CCCCCUUCUUAAAAAUGGGGUCUGCAUUCUGUAAUGUUCUCUCACACGUCCCAUCUCCUUCUCUCUCUCUCUAUCUCUUCGCUCUUCUUUGGUAUGGAAUCAGUUAGUCGGCGAUCAUCUGUUGCUGUUUAUGAACUAAUCGCCGAGUAAUUCAAUAAUGCCAACCGCAUUUUAACUUCGCUUCUGCUUUCAACGACGCCGUCUUUUUUCAGUUCUUGCCUCUCCUCCUCCUCCUCCUCCUCCUCCUCCCUCCGGGAAGGAAAGAUUACGACGUUUUUUGUUAUUUUCAUUUGUCUUUAAAUAUUCGAAACUCCUUUUGUUUGUGGUAAAGGUCGUAAUUCUUACCUUCGGUUCAGUGUUUUGAUCGGAUCGAUCUCCACCGUUGGAUUUGAUUACUUUGGGGUGGCGAUAAGAAACGCUGACCGAUGAUUUUGGUUUCGAAGCUGAGAAGUUGAUUGUUUAUUUAUUUUUUGUUUUAUUUUUAAAAAGGUUUCUGAGUCAAAGCUGAAUUCGACAAGAAAUUAAGACGAAAUGCUAGAUCUUAACCUCAAUGCCGCGUCGACUGAGUUGACUCAGGACUCCGACUCGGCUGCUCCUUUCACCGAUAAGUUCAAUGAAGGUUCUGGGAACCAAAUGGAUGAAUCCGGAACCUCGAAUUCCUCUGUAGUCAACGACGACGACGAAUCGUGCUCCACACGCGCCAACGGAGACGCGUUCACUCUAAGUUUCGACAUACUCAGAGUCGGAAGUGGCGGAAGCGAGUACCCAAACGACGACGCAGCCAUGGUGGUUACUAAGGAGCUGUUUCCUGUGAAGGGAGUUGGAGGGGAUUUUGGAAGUUGUGAAGGGCAAAGCUCUGGAAAUGGUAACAACAACAAAUGGAUCGAUCUUUCGUUCGAGAGGAAAGAAGCUGGUGAACCGCGGAUGAUGCAACAACAAGCUUCACAGACGGUGAAGAAAAGCCGUCGAGGACCUCGCUCUAGAAGCUCACAGUAUCGAGGAGUUACUUUCUAUAGAAGAACUGGACGAUGGGAAUCCCAUAUUUGGGAUUGCGGGAAACAAGUAUAUUUGGGAGGAUUUGACACUGCUCAUGCUGCAGCUAGAGCUUAUGAUCGAGCGGCUAUCAAAUUUCGAGGUGUUGAUGCUGAUAUCAAUUUCACUCUCAGUGAUUAUGAGGAGGAUAUGACACAGAUGAAGAAUCUCACCAAGGAAGAAUUCGUGCACAUUCUUCGUCGCCAGAGUACUGGUUUUUCCAGGGGAAGCUCAAAAUAUCGAGGGGUGACGCUGCACAAAUGUGGCCGAUGGGAAGCACGGAUGGGGCAAUUCCUAGGCAAAAAGUAUAUUUAUCUUGGGCUAUUCGACAAUGAAGUAGAAGCUGCAAGGGCUUAUGACAAGGCAGCUAUCAAAUGUAAUGGAAGGGAGGCGGUCACCAACUUUGAGCCGAGUUCAUAUGAAGGGGAGAUGACCUUUGAUACCAGUAAUGAAGAUGCUGUUUAUGCAGGCAAUGAUCACAACCUUGAUCUGAACCUGGGGAUAUCUCCACCUGUUGGCAAAGGUCUCAAGGAAAAUGAGGGGCAUCUCCAUUUCCAUACUGGCCCUUAUGACAUGCAUGGUGCAAAGAGUUUGAGGGCAGAGAACCCUUGUGCUGCAACAGUGGGUGGUCCACCUAUCAAAGGACUAGUGGGGGCAUCAGAUCAGCCUAUUUUUUGGAAUAGUGGAUAUCCUAGAUUCUUUCCUAGUGAGGAAAGAGCAACGGUGAAACGAGUUGAAUUAGGCCCUCCGCAAGGUCUCCCCGAUUGGGCAUGGCAAACGCAUGGUCAGGUCAGUGUUACGCCAAUGCCACUGUUCUCUACUGCAGCAUCAUCAGGAUUCUCGUUCUCGGCUACCCCUCCCUCUGCUGCCAUUCUCCCGUCGAGACCUCUCAACCCAACAACCCACAGUCUAUGUUUUGCCUCACCAGGUGCGACCAGCACCCCGCAGACCUAUUUUCAUAUCAAGCCACCACAGGCACCACCUUAGCCCUGCUUCUCAUCAUUUUUCAUUGGAAACGCAAUGACAAGAGCAACGGUAUUAAGUUUUAAUUGUAUGAUCGACGAUUCAAAAUAUUUUAUUGAUAUACCCUUUUAAGACAUAAUUUCUGACUUGUUUGAUAAAACUAAGAAUACUGCUCUGUCGGAUGUAUAUCGGUUUCUAGAAAAUGCUAAUUGGAUUCCUGUUUGUCUA